AUGGGGAAGAAAACUUAUUCUGAUGUUUUUUGGAGUAAAACCCAAUGCCUUCUAGGAAGAACUAAAAAGGCAUAUAGGAAGCUAUCCUUGAAAUGCCACCUAGAUAAGAAUCCAUACAAAGGAGAAAAGUUCAAACAGGAAUUUUCAGCUUAUGAAGUGCUUUCUGAUGCAAAGAAAUGAGAUUUAUAUGACAAAGGUGGAGAACACAUCAAUGAAGGUGGUUCUGGUAGUGGCUUUGGUUCUCCAAUGAAACUAUUUGAUAUGCUUUUUGGAGGAUGUGGAAGAAGCACAGAGAGGUAAAAUGUUGUUCAUCGGUUUCCAGUGACCUUAGAAGAUUUAUAUAAUGGUGCAAAAAAGAAACUGACUUUGCAAAAGAAUUUCAUUUGCAACAAAUGUGAAGGAUGGAGUGGUAAGAAAGGAGAUAUAGAAUGCUGUCCCAAAUGCAGAGGUGCUAGAAUGCAAAUAAGAAUUUAUCAGAGAAGACCUAGAAUGGUUCAGCAAAUUCAUUCAAUUUGCAUGGAACACCAAGGGCAUGGGAAACAAAUCAGUCCUAAAGAUAGAUUUAAAUGCUGCAGUAGAAGGAAAUUGUUCAAAGAAAAGAUUCUGGAGCUCCAUAAUGACAAGGGCAUGAAAGAUGGUCAGAAGAUAACAUUCUAUAAUGAAGGUGACCAGUAGCCAAGACGUGAGCCAGGAGAUAUUAACAUUGCUUUGGAUUAGAAGGACCAAGCUAUAUUUACAUGAUGAUGUGAGGACCUUUUCGUGUGUACGAAUAUCCAAGUGGCUGAAGCACUAUGUAGCUUUCAGAAACCAACAUAAACUCUUGACAAUAGAACUACAGUCACACCUCACUCUGGUCAGAUUGUCAAACAUGGAAAUAUCAGAUGUGUGCUGAAUGAAGGCAUCCUGAUCUAUUGCUGACCUUUUGAAAAAGGGAUUCUAACAACUGAAUUUAAAGUAAACUUUCCAGAGAAUGGCUUUCUUUCAUCAGAUAACCUAUCUUUGUUGGAAAAUUUAUUGCUUAAAAGAAAGGAAAUGUAGGAGACUGAAGAAAUGGAUCGAGUAGAACUGGUGAACUUUGAUUCAUCUCAAGAAGAUGACAUCACAGCAGGGACUAAUGGUGGCGUUUAUAAGGUUGAUGAAUAUGUAGUGGUGUUCAGUGUCAAACCACUUAAUGUAAUGCUGGCUUUUGAAUGCAAUAGUGAAUGA
Molecule: messenger RNA, 1206 nt
Organism: Dromiciops gliroides (monito del monte)
Lineage: Eukaryota; Metazoa; Chordata; Mammalia; Microbiotheria; Microbiotheriidae
Gene: DNAJA1
Product: DnaJ heat shock protein family (Hsp40) member A1
Biological process (GO): protein refolding
Cellular component (GO): cytoplasm; cytosol
Molecular function (GO): Hsp70 protein binding
Source: RefSeq, a predicted model, not a curated record